This is a messenger RNA of Arachis ipaensis, 1364 nucleotides long. Its product is annotated as plasma protein. Lineage: Eukaryota; Viridiplantae; Streptophyta; Magnoliopsida; Fabales; Fabaceae. The record is from RefSeq and is a predicted model, not a curated record.
GCAGUGAAGGCAGAGAAUGAUAGAGUGAUAAUAGUAGCCAGCUGAAACCUUAAUACUUAGUUGAAGUUGAACAGUGAUUUUUUGGGCACACAACUGAAUCUAUUUGGCUUUGGCAGACGAAUUUAUCGAUGAUGUGGGCAGCGAUUAUCUGCGGAUUGGUAUUCUACAAAUUGAUCAAACGAUUCUUCUACGACGACGACAUUUUGGACGUUGAAGGAUCUGAUCACUCUUCUGCUCUUUUCUCCGUCGCCGAUAGGGUUCAAAAGCUUUACGGAGGAAAUGUUUAUGUUGGUCUUCGAAUUCCAGAUGCUGAUACUAGUUCCAGACAGAGCAUUGACAUCGUUCUUGUCAAAAAAGAGGAGGUAGUUGUGAUAUCCGUGAAGAACUACUCAGGGAUUUUAACAGUUAAUGGGGAUGGUACUUGGGCCUGUGAAAAAACAAGCAGCCAUAAAGUAGAGCGUCACCCUAAUCCUGUGGCAGAAGCAAGAAAGCAAGCUUCUAUCCUUGAAUCAUAUCUUGAGCAAAGAGGAGUAGCUUUACCUGAAGGAUACAUAUCUUGUAAAGUUGUACUUCCUAACCCUAAAUUAUGUACCAUUGCAGCAAGUAGUUUGCCAUCUGAAGUAGUUACCCAUGAUGAAUGGGUACAAAUGAAGCCUGGACCAAAGAAUAUGUUUUCCGGUUGGGUAAAGAAUCCCUUUCGUGCUGGGAAGAAGGAUAUGCAAGAAUCUAUUCAACAGAAUCUAAAUUUUGUCCUUAGCACAGCUCCAAUAUGGGACAGGUUGGAACUGAAGGCCAAUAAGUACGUGUUGGGUGAGUUCCUCGAAUUUAAGGGCAAGCAAGAAGAUCUUCAGGCUUUGAGUCAGAUUAGAAGAUCUAAAGUUGAGCGUAUUACAGUCCAAAAGACAAGCAUGUUUGGACUAGCUCCUUCUAGGCUCCAAGUGUUGUAUGCAUUGCGCGACUAUAGAACUGAAGGGGCAUCAGAAGCAGAGUGGAAAGAAGUGACUGUAAGAUCAAGCACUGAGAUCAUCUUCCAGCUUGAAAAUUCUUCGAAAGUCCGAAAGUUUAAGCUCUCAUCAGUGAUCUCUCUGACUCUUAGCGCAUGACUUCGCCCCGGUCGGAGAAAGGUUGUGCUUUUUGCUGAUGGCAUCCGCCAAUCUCUCUCUUUCUCUUUUUGCUGAAUGGAUGGGAUGGAUACAUGUAUAUUAUACUUUAAACUUUGCAUGGAAUGGAUUUAAUAACUUAAUUAUGGUCACAUGCAUGAUACAAUGCCUUAGAAAAUAUCUGGCGUUCAAACGUUUGUUUCUUAUACAUAAUACGUGUUACUGUGUAUAUUAAUGAAAUCAACAGUUUCAUUUGCUAACUAA